AUAGCGUGCUGGAGCCAGAGCCGCAGACCUGGAUGGCAUCGCUGGCUGUCCGGUGCCAGACUAGUGGAGCAGCCUUCGAGAGCCGAUAGUGAAGGAUACAUCUGGAGUGCACCAUCACCCUCAUAUCUGGAGUUUAUUACACCACUGUUCAUUAUUAUCAUCAACGACUCAUUCCUUUUGAGGACACUGAGUAUUGUCUUUUUUUUUUUUUUUUUUUUUUACCAACUUGGAUUGCUCCCUAUCUUCCUCUAUGCGAAUCUACUUUGAGUUCUCAACACAAGAAUCUCGUUUCAGGACAGAUCUGGUGCGUCAAAAGCUGCGCUGGUUCGGAGUUUUACGCGCCUCUCCAGUCGCUAGAUUUUGGAUCAUGCGUGACUUUCUGUGGUAAGAACAGGAUGCAUCCUGGAUGGAUGGAUGGACGGAUCGCGUUCUAGGGCGCACUGGAAUAAUAUAGUGAACUGACAAGAGAGGGAUCUUCUUUUUUGUCUGGAGUUUUUUUUCCCCCACAUCUGGAAUUGUUCCAUCCAGCGGUUGGAGGACGUGCAUCAUCAUUUCUUCUUCCCCUUGAUCACCUUUGCUAUGCGUCUGGUGUGGAAAAUACCUGGUGGAAGGUGUACAGCGGGAUUCAUUGUGAGAGAGCAGGACAUCAUCUGCAACUGAUAAUAAAGAGCUCCGUUUUCUUGUAUUUUUUUUUAUUUUCCUUUCUUUCUAAUCCGUGCGUAAUGUACGUGGAAUGAAGACAGAGGAUGGAUAUAAUUUGGGAAAUAUUGAUCAUUCUUCAAGCCAAUUUGAUUGUCUGUAUAUCAGCACAACCGAAUCAGCCGAAAAUUCACGAAGGAUGGUGGGCGUACAAGGAGGUGGUGCAGGGGAGCUUUGUUCCAGUGCCGUCGUUCUGGGGGCUGGUCAACUCGGCCUGGAACCUGUGCUCGGUGGGGAAGAGGCAGUCGCCAGUUAACAUCGAGACCAGCCACAUGAUCUUUGACCCCUUCCUCACGCCCAUAAAGCUGAACACAGGAGGACGCAAGAUGUCGGGGAAACAUCGGACUUUUGCAGAAGUCCAGGUGGGAGGGACGAUGUACAACACGGGCCGUCACGUCUCUCUGCGAUUGGAAAAGGAGCAUCUGGUUAACAUCUCUGGGGGGCCAAUGACGUACAGCCAUCGUCUGGAGGAGAUCCGGCUACACUUUGGCAGCGAGGACGGCCAGGGCUCCGAACACCUGCUGAACGGACAGGCCUUCUCUGGAGAGGUUCAACUGAUCCACUACAAUCACGAGCUGUAUACAAAUUAUACAGAAGCUGCUAAAAGCCCCAAUGGAUUGGUCGUAGUGUCUAUAUUCAUGAAGAUUGCUGAGACAUCAAACUCGUUCCUGAAUCGUAUGCUGAACAGAGACACCAUCACAAGAAUAACAUAUAAAAAUGAUGCGUAUCUACUGACUGGCCUGAACAUAGAGGAGAUUUACCCAGAUACGAGUAGUUUUAUCACAUAUGAUGGAUCGAUGACCAUCCCUCCAUGCUUUGAGACCGCCACAUGGAUCCUGAUGAACAAGCCGGUGUACCUCACACGCAUGCAGAUGCAUUCCUUGCGGUUGCUGAGCCAGAACCAGCCAUCUCAGAUCUUCCUGAGCAUGAGCGACAACGUUCGCCCGGUCCAGCCGCUGAACAACCGCUGCAUCCGCACCAACAUCAACUUCAGCAUGCAGGGCAAAGACUGCCCCAACAACAGGGUUCAGAAGCUACAGUACCGAGUGAACGAGUGGUUGCUAAAGUAGCCUCCCUUGGAUGAGCAUGGAGACAUGGAGUGUCAGAGAUGGAGAGCGGGACGAGGCGAGGCGGGAGGAAGGGGAGGACGUGAAACCCGGGCUUAAGGCUGCAUCUCAUCUAAGAUUAUUUCAUGGCAUUGUAUAAAGACACCGGACAUUAAACCGAAUUAAGGAACUUUGUAUUGCGAGCAAAGAGACUCUUCUUUUCAUACAUUGAGAACAGUUUGAACCCUCGAUCUAACACAUGCUAACAAGCCCUUUCCCUCAUCCCCCCACACUGUACAACUAUAUCUACACGGACAUUUUGAUACCAAUACUUUUUUGGGAGAAAACCAAAAAAAGACACUUGGAAACUUAAAAAAAAAAUAACGUGGAAGCAUUUAUUUGAUAGCCUCCCAACCAAUAGGACAACGUUGGGACUUUAAAGGCCUUUGUACAUAAAAAUGUGGGAAAACCUCCAAGGACUUUAAGUCACUGCCCCCCAUCCCGCCGGUCAAGACGGUCAAGCGGUCAACACACGGUCUCACACGGACGUUUCAUUACACUCACCAAACAAGGCAUGCGAUCGGCAAAACCAACCGAGAGGGAGCACAGCAUUACCUUGUCAUUUUUCCGAAACUAGAGUCAUGUCACGGGAGACGAGCGAAUAUUUACAGGCUUUCUUACGGCCUUCGGAACAACCAGUGUCUUGGCCUCGUUUGUACAUAUUAUAAUUAUCAAUACUGCAGAAAAAUAUGUAAAGAAAAGUAAAUGAAUUAACAUUCAAAAAGAUAUAUUAAGAGGAUUUAAAAAAAAAAAGAAAAAGAGACGAAAAAGUUGAUAAUUUUAAAAAGCUUGGCGCACUUUGAAUUCUGGAGCAGUUCUGAGCUGAUGCCUUUUUUCUGUUUUAUUGUUUACAAUGGUCAUACACUGUGUUUGAGUAAUGUUAUCAGCCCAAUAAAUGUGUCUGGAAAGUUCACUUUGGAAAAUGCUUUACUAAUAUGAGGAUUGUACCUGUACUUGUUUUGUACUGUUCCAUAUUAAAUGUGUUGAUAUGUCAAUAA
Sebastes umbrosus (honeycomb rockfish) is the source of this 2803-nucleotide messenger RNA. RefSeq names its product carbonic anhydrase Xa (gene ca10a). The transcript is spliced from 11 exons. Gene Ontology annotation, molecular function: zinc ion binding; carbonate dehydratase activity. The record is from RefSeq and is a predicted model, not a curated record. NCBI's taxonomy places the organism in Eukaryota, Metazoa, Chordata, Actinopteri, Perciformes, Sebastidae. The coding region runs from base 747 to 1769 and encodes 340 amino acids.